GUUUUCUUGACUGUUGCGGAAAAUGGUUACCGUCGAAAACACUAAGCUUGCGGAUGCUCCGGUUCUGUUCUUCGUUUACUUCCACAAGGCUUUCCGUAACCAACUAACGGAGCUACGUCGUUUCGCUACUGACGCCGCAGCAGCCGGUUCCUUUAGCGGGAAACAAGCCAGGGAGCUACGCCAGAAAUUUGAGUUUUUGAAGCUUGUGUACAAGUAUCACAGCGCAGCUGAAGAUGAGGUUAUCUUUUUGGCACUCGAUGCACGUGUGAAAAACAUUGUUUUUAGUUAUUCAUUUGAGCACGCUGGCACGGAUGAUCUCUUCACCUCAGUUUUCCACUGGCUACAUGUUCUUGAAGAGGAAUUAGGGAGCGUAAGCGAUGUACUUCGUGAAGUUAUUCUAUGCAUAGGCACCAUUCAAUCAUCCAUAUGCCAACAUAUGCUUAAAGAAGAGCGGCAGGUCUUUCCUUUGUUAAUUGAGAAGUUCUCGUUCCGAGAACAGGCAUCACUUGUGUGGCAAUUCAUUUGUAGUGUUCCAGUGAUGGUGCUCAAAGAUUUUUUGCCAUGGAUGAUGUCUUAUCUCUCUCACAAGGAGAAAACUGAAGUUGUGAACUGCAUGAAAGAUGUUGUUCCAAAUGAAGACUUAUUACAACAGGUGGUAAGCUCUUGGCUGAUCAACAACAUUCAAUCUACUUGUGGGACUUCUACAAAGAACAUAGAAUGGGUCCAUUAUGAAGAUGUGUCUAAAAAUAAGAACUCACCUCAGACACAUGAUUCUAGAGGAUGUUUUCAAUGGUUUUGGCGGUGGAGUAAAAAGGCAAUUUCUAUUACAAAUGUAGGUCACAGCCCGAUUCAUGGUCUUCAGCUUUAUCAAAAUGCAAUUGAAAAAGAUUUGAGAGACAUUCAAGAAGGAUUAUGCCAAGGGAAAUCUUCAAGCCUUCUUUUGGACCUUGAUUUAGUCAUGGCUCGGUUAAACUUCCUUGUUGAUGUUCUUGUUUCUUACUGCAAAGCAUUUAAGAAGUUUUUUCACCCAGUGUUAGAAGAAAUAGCCGAUGGACGCUGUUCAAAUGCAAAUCAAUUCACCAUAGAUGUCUGUCUCGAAAAUUUCCACAGAUUUCUAUACAAAAGGGAUGAUGUUAAAAUGAGGACGGAAGGUUUUCUACUAAAGAUUCAGGAGGAACUUGAGUCCCUUAUAGUCGAAGCAACAAAGCUAUUUUCCGUACAGAGAACAGAGGUAUUCACAAUCAUCAACAAGAAUUGCAACCAUGAAAUGCAAAGGCAGCUCCUAUACACAAGCAUACAUGCCUUACCUCUUGGAUUGCUAAAGUGUCUCAUACCAUGGUUCUCUACUCAUCUGUCAGAAAAAGAAUCUCAGUCCAUUCUUCAUUUCUUAACUCUGAAAAAUUCUUCUUCCAAAAAAUCAUUUCCACGCCUCUUGUUGCAGUGGCUACCCUUUCGCUACUCAGACAAAACCUCUUCUCAAAGUUUUUGGAAACAGCUGUUCGCAAUGUUAUGCUUCUCUAAAAGAAACAAGUCUUCAACCUUCUUCAUGUUUCCGGCUGCUGGAGACAUGUACAAGACACCUUACUCUAGUCGAAUGCUUUUCUCUGAAAACCUUAGAUCUCCUCCUCUCCAUAUGGAUGAUCCAUUUACUAUGGAUAGAAAACCGAUUGAUCUCCUUUUCUUCUUUCACAAGGCAAUGAAGACGGAUCUUGACUACCUUGUAAGUGGAUCAGUAAGACUAGCAUCCGACUCUAGCUUCCUCAGGGAGUUUCAACAACGGUUCCAUCUGAUAAAGUUAUUUUAUCAGAUACACGCUACUGCAGAAGAUGAGAUUGCGUUUCCAGCGCUGGAGGCCAAGGGAAAACUACAAAAUAUAACUCACUCAUUUAGUAUUGAUCAUGAGCUAGACAUCAAACACUUUGAUAAGGUGUCAUUCAUUUUGAAUGAGAUGUCAGAGCUGAACACCUCUGAGCGGUUAUGUCUGAGUCUUCAAGAGUGUUGCAGAUCCAUGCACAAGAUAUUGUUGGAGCAUUUCCAACAAGAAGAAACUGAGCUUUGGGGUCUGUUCAGGGACUGCUUUGCUAUUGAAGAACAAGAGAAGAUCAUAGGAUGCAUGCUUGGGAGAAUAAGCGGUGAGAUACUUCAGGAUAUGAUUCCAUGGUUGAUGGAUUCUUUGACAUCUGAUGAACAACAUGCUGCAAUGUCCUUGUGGGUCCAAACAACAAGGAAUACAAUGUUUGUCGAUUGGCUAAAAGAAUGGUACAAUGGUCAUAUUAUCCAAGAUGAUGCAGGAGAAGCAAACACCAAUCACAACCCUCAGAUGAUUUCACAUAAUCAAGAACCACUCUCAAGAAGUAUAGAAACAAUUCCUGGUCAGCAUCCAUCUUAUCGAGAUAUUGACAGUUUGGUCUUUGGCUGCAAGCACUACAAGAGGAACGCCAAGCUUCUUGCUCCUUGUUGUGACCAGCUCUUUACGUGUAUACACUGCCAUGAUGAAGAGGCUGAUCACUUGGUGGAUAGGAAACAAAUUGAAAAGAUGAUGUGCAUGAAAUGCCUCCUGAUUCAGCCAAUUGGUGCAAAUUGCUCAAAUACUUUGUGCAAGUCAUCAAUGGGAAAGUACUUCUGUGAGAUAUGCAAAUUAUUUGAUGAUGAAAGGUCAAUUUAUCAUUGUCCCUACUGUAAUCUCUGUCGGGUAGGGGAAGGACUAGGCAUUGACUACUUCCAUUGCAUGACAUGCAAUGCUUGUUUGUCACGUUCAUUAAAAGACCAUGUGUGCCGAGAAAAUUGGCUAGAAGUUGAUUGUCCGAUUUGCCACGAGUACAUGUUCACCUCCAGAAACGUGGUGAAGCCUCUUCCAUGCGGUCACUUGAUGCAUUCAGCAUGCUUUCAGGAGUACACUCGUUCGCAUUACACAUGCCCUGUCUGCAGCAAGUCGCUUGGAGAUAUGCAGACUGUUUCACGCAGGGCUACUUUAAGAUGUUAGACGAAUUGCUUGCCGAAGAAAAGAUGCCUGAUGAAUACACCAACAAGACUCAGGUGAUAUUGUGUAAUGACUGUGGGAAAGAAGGAGAUUCUCCUUAUCAUCGGCUAUACCACAAAUGCACUUCUUGUGGUUCAUACAACUCAAAGCUACUCUAGAUUUUCCUCCAAUUUUCAUUUUCCUUUCACAUUAUUGCAGAACAAGAAAUCAAUGUAGAAGAAUAUGGCUGGUAAGAAAUUUGAUGUUGUACCAAAAUAAAACAUACAGACAGACCCAGAUUUAGUUUUUUUUUCAAUGUAUGUCUAUUCAUUGAGAAUUGAGAGGUUCAGA
This is a messenger RNA of Eruca vesicaria subsp. sativa (arugula), 3310 nucleotides long. The record is from the annotation of a GenBank genome assembly. Lineage: Eukaryota; Viridiplantae; Streptophyta; Magnoliopsida; Brassicales; Brassicaceae.